AUGAUCAAUAUAUUAGUAAAAUUAUUGUUUCCAAAUAUUCAAAGCAUUAGAGCAUCUGAUUGUGCCACCCUGCAAACAUGGGCUUUUGCAUGUUAUCGUGAUUAUAAUGCAGUAUUGAGGCAUGAACUUCGAAAUCUUGUUCCCGAAUUUGUUAGGAAAUAUAA
Racocetra persica is the source of this 164-nucleotide messenger RNA. The record is from the annotation of a GenBank genome assembly. Lineage: Eukaryota; Fungi; Glomeromycota; Glomeromycetes; Diversisporales; Gigasporaceae.